UCCGCACAGUUUUCUUGGUGAGGACUUAUUUCUGCUUCUGUUGUUUUUAUUUUAAUCCACAUUUUGACAGACCGGAAGUCAACAGGCGCGUGUAGGUCAUUGUUAAAGAUGGCGGAUAUUUCCUAUGCAGUGAAGAGAGCAACUGCAGAACUUCCGUAGAAAAAUGUCUGUUAAAGGGUUCUUUAGACUGGGUUCGGCUCGAGCACCAACACCAGCAGUUGAUCCCUGAACACCUGGUCCUGGUGUCAGUUAGAGAUACGUGAUGACGUCAUCAGCAGAGCAGCAGCUGUGUCUGAACAUCUGCAGUGUUCCUUCAUCAUCAUCAUCAUCAUCACUGCCAUGCAGCAGGAAAUGGGCGAAACACAAGAAAUGGACCUCGAAGAAGCAGAAACCAGAGAAGAAGAAGAAGAGCUUCAUCUCCCCAGAGGAAGAGGAGGAUGAUGAAGAGGCUCGCCUGCAGGCCCCGCCCCCUAAGCUGACCCACGGACCACCACAGAAGAAGAAGAGAAGGAAGGAGGAAGUGAAGGAAGGAGGAAGUGGCAGCAUCAAGACUUCCUCUCUGUUCAGACACAACCCAGAGAUCCCAGAGAUCCUCCGACCGGCCGUCGCCCAGCUGAAGGAGAAGGUUUUCAUCUCCGACUUCUUCUCAGACCUCCACCUGCACCCCCACCUGGUGGCGACGCUCAACAAGGUUCUGAACGUCUCCAGACUGACCAGCGUUCAGCAGCAGACCAUCCCGGCUCUCCUAUCUGGACGGGACGCAGCGGUCCGGUCCCAGACGGGUUCAGGGAAGACGCUGUCCUACGCCGUCCCGCUGGUCCAGCGCCUGCAAGCCUCCGAGCCAAAGGUCAGCAGGUCGGACGGCCCGCUGGCGCUGAUCGUGGUUCCGACCCGGGAGCUCGCCCAGCAGACCUACAGCACCUUCCAGAAGCUGCUCAAGCCGUUCACCUGGAUCGUUCCUGGCAUUCUGAUGGGAGGAGAGAAGAAGAAGGCAGAGAAGGCCAGGAUCCGUAAGGGGAUGAACGUGGUGGUGUCGACGCCGGGCCGGCUGGCCGAUCACGUCCAGAACACGCUCAGCUUGACGCUCGGCGCCGUGCGCUGGCUGGUUCUGGACGAGGCAGACAGGAUUCUGGACCUGGGCUUCGACCGGGAGCUGACAGUGAUCCUGAACGGGCUGAACAGAACCGGGCCGACCCGGCAGAACGUGCUGCUGUCGGCCACGCUGAGUCCAGGUGUAACGCGCCUGGUGGACGUCUGCUUGCGGGAUCCAAUCAGCAUCAGUGUUUCUGGCCCCGCCCCCUCUGACCCGCCCGGCCAAUCGGAGGGCUUCGCCGUUCCCGAGGCGCUGCGGCAGUUUGUGGUUCUGGUUCCCAGUAAGGUCCGGCUGGUGUGUCUGGCCGCCUUCAUCCUGGACCGGUGCAAGUUCUCUCAGGGCAACAAGAUGAUCGUUUUCGUGUCGAGCUGCGAAGCCGUCGAGUUCCUGCACCUGCUCUUCAGCUCCGUCCUGACCCGGCACACGGCCAAUCAGGAGCUCAGCUUCCUGCGUCUCCACGGCAACAUGAAACAGGAGGAACGCUGCCAGGUUUUCCACCAGUUCUCCGCUUCCACCACCGGAGUCCUGCUGUGCACAGACGUUGCCGCCAGAGGGCUGGAUCUUCCUCAAGUCAGCUGGAUUGUUCAGUACACUCCUCCCUCGUCGGCCGCCGAGUACGUUCACCGGGUCGGCCGCACGGCUCGGAUCGGAGGAAGAGGAAACGGCCUCCUCUUCCUCACUCCUGCUGAGGCCGCCUUCAUCACGGAGCUGGCCAAUCACAACAUCAGUGUCUCAGAGAUGAAGCUCCAGGAUGUUCUAUCCUGUCUGAUGAAGGAUGAUGCCUUCAAAGGACGUGGGAAAUACCACAGCCAGACGUCUUCCCAGGCGCUGCAGCAGGACAUCAGGGAGCGCGCCACCGUCCUGCAGACGCAGCUGGAGGACUUCGUUCACUCCGACGCCAGCCGGUUGCAGGCGGCUAAGAAAGCGCUGCAGUCCUUCCUGCGGGCCUACACCACCUACCCCGCCCACCUGAAGCAGGUGUUCCACCUGCGGCGCCUCCACCUGGGUCACUCCGCCAAGAGCUUCGGCCUGAGAGACGCUCCACAGGGUCUGAGCCCCGGCCCGGUUCCCGGGGGCCGGGUCCGCAGCGAGAAUCAGAACCGGAUCAAGAAACGGGCAGGAAGCCCGAGGAAGAACCAGAAGCAGAACCAGGGGAGGAAACUGCUCCAUCCGAGUCACAGGGAGGCGGUUCUGAUCCGGUCAGAGUUCUCCAACGGGUUGGAGGGAGGCGGGGCCAAGAAGAAGAGGAAGAGGAAGGUCACUGAGGAGGAGGACUGAGGAUGAAGGUGGUCCUCAACAGAACCGUCUCGACCCGAACCCCCUGAAUCACUCUACUUCUGUCAGGCUGGACCCGGACCAGCAGACUGUGUUUUUCCUCAGAGUGAAACAUCCUGACACAGAACAUCUUUGAUCAGACGAAUUUUAUUUACAAUCAAAUAAAAAACAGAAAAAAGUUUCAGGAUUUUAUUGCUGCAUCACACACAUUUCAGACCCGGACCGGUUCUGGAGAACCACCGGGGAGGAACCGGGUCAGAAUCUGAUCAGAACUGGGCCUCCAGGCGGUUUGGAUCUGACUGUGGUCAGGAUCCAGGAGUUCUGAUGGUCCGUUUGGUUCCAGAACAAACCCAGAGCUUCAGCACAGAACCUUUUGGACCUUCAGGCUGCAGAUCCACAGAUUCAGAUGACAGACUUCUGUCCAAUCGGAGAGCAGCUUCCUUUCACCUUUGACCUGACGGACCCGCUGCAGUUCCAGAACCACGCCCUCUGGCUCCAUGGAAACGGAGGACGCUGGGUGACAUCACGGCGUCCAGGCCGCCUGGUCCGGUUUCAGAGACUGGGUCAGGUUCUGAAACGGAUGGAGGACCAAAUGUUGGUGGGCGUGGCCUCCGUGCAGGUACGUUGUGGGCGGGGCCACGGGGGUCAGAGGACACAGGAAGUGAGGCAGGAGGAGCAUCCGGCCAGCGGCAGCCAGCAGGUCCAAACCGGAAGCAGCCUGGCGCUUCCACUUGGU
Molecule: messenger RNA, 3104 nt
Organism: Gambusia affinis (western mosquitofish)
Lineage: Eukaryota; Metazoa; Chordata; Actinopteri; Cyprinodontiformes; Poeciliidae
Gene: ddx31
Product: DEAD (Asp-Glu-Ala-Asp) box polypeptide 31
Exons: 21
Coding region: 263-2371 (702 amino acids)
Biological process (GO): ribosome biogenesis
Cellular component (GO): nucleus
Molecular function (GO): nucleic acid binding; ATP binding; RNA helicase activity
Source: RefSeq, a predicted model, not a curated record